Messenger RNA from Pipistrellus nathusii (Nathusius's pipistrelle), 2343 nucleotides. The record is from the annotation of a GenBank genome assembly. NCBI's taxonomy places the organism in Eukaryota, Metazoa, Chordata, Mammalia, Chiroptera, Vespertilionidae.
AUGGCUGCUCCUCAGGGACAGCUGACCUUCAGUGAUGUGGCCAUAGAAUUCUCUCAGGAGGAGUGGGCGUGCCUGGACCCAGCUCAGCGGAAACUGUACAUGGACGUGAUGCUGCAGAACUACAGGAACCUGGUAUUCCUGGGUGUGUCUAAGCCAGACCUGGUCACCUUUUUGGAGCACAUGAAAGAGCCCUGGGAGUUGAAGAGGAAAAAGACAAUAUCCAGCCAGCCAGCUAUGUCUUCUCAAGUUACCCAGGGUUUGUUGCCAAAGUCAGGUGUAGAAGUGUCAUUCCAGAAAACGUUACAGAGUACAUAUAAUGAAGAGAGAAGUCAUCAAUGCAAUGAAUCUCGGAAAAACAUUAACCAAGGGUCAAAUUCUAAUGACCAUCAGAGAACUCAGCUUUCAAAGAACAAUGAUAAAUGUCUGAAAGUCUUUGAUAAAAACACAAAUAUUUUUAUACCUCAGAGUAUUAAUACUGUAGAGAAGACAGAAAGAUUUAGUGAAUGUGCCAAGUCUUUCAACCAAUCAUCAAAUCUUAUUGAACAUAAAAAUACUCAUAUUAUGGAGGAGUCUUUCCUGUGUAAUCACUAUGGGAAAAUGUUUAGUCAGUCCUCUAAGUUAAAUAUACAUAAAGAAAUCCAUACUGCAGAGAAGCCUUACAAAUACAAAGAAUGUGAGAAAGCCUUUAAGUGGCAGGCACAUAUUGUUUUACAUCAGAGAAAUCAUGCUGGAGAGAAGCCUUAUAAAUGUAGAGAAUGUCACAAAGCCUUCAACUGUUACUCAAGCCUUAUUCGACAUCAGAUAAUUCAUCACGGAGAGAAACCUUAUAAAUGUAAAGAAUGUGGGAAAGCCUUUAACAAGUGUGCAGGCCUCACAAAACAUCAGAGAGUUCAUUCUGGAGAGAAGCCUUAUAAAUGUGGAGAAUGUGACAAAGCAUUUAGCCAGUAUUCAGCCCUUAUCCAUCAUCAGAGAAUUCAUACUGGAGAGAAGCCUUAUGAAUGUAGAGAAUGUGGGAAAGCCUUUAACCGGAGUUCAAAUCUUACAAAACAUCAGAGAACCCAUUCUGGAGAGAAGCCUUAUAAAUGUAGAGAAUGUGGCAAAGCCUUUACCUCGAGCUCAAAUCUUACUCAACAUAAGAAAAUUCAUUCUGGAGAGAAGCCUUAUAAAUGUAAGGAAUGUGGCAAAGCCUUUACCCAGUGCUCACAUCUUACUCAACAUCAGACAAUACAUACUGGAGUGAAGCCUUAUAAAUGUAGAGAAUGUGGGAAAGCCUUUAGGUGGUGUUCAACCCUUACCCAUCACCAGAGAAUUCAUACAGAAAUGAAGCCUUAUAAAUGUAGAGAAUGUGGGAAAGCCUUUAAAAGUUAUUCAGGCUUUACUCGACAUAAAAGAAUCUAUCUUGGAGGGAAGCCUUGUAAAUGUAAAGAAUGUGGCAAAGCCUUUAAGAAGUGUUCAUGCCUUGUGAAACAUCAUACAAUCCACAAUGGAGAAAAACCUAAUCAGUGUAGAGAAUGUGGCAAAGUCUGUAGCCGGUAUUCAGCACUUACCCAUCAUCAGCAAAUGCAUACAGGAGAGAAGCCUUAUAAAUGCAGAGAAUGUGGCAAAGCGUUUAUCCAGAGCUCACGUCUUUCUCGACAUCAGAUCAUUCAUUCUGGAGAGAAGCCUUACAAAUGUACUGAAUGUGGCAAAGCUUUUAUCCAGAGCUCACAUCUUACUCGACAUGAGAUCAUUCAUUCCGGAGAGAAGCCUUACAAAUGUAAAGACUGUGGCAAAGCUUUUAUCCAGAGCUCACAUCUAACUCGGCAUCAGAUCAUUCAUUCUGGGAAGAAGCCCUAUAAAUGCAAAGAAUGUGGCAAAACUUUUAUCCAGAGCUCACAUCUUACUCGACAUCAGAUCAUUCAUUCUGGAGAGAAGCCUUAUAAAUGUCGAGAAUGUGGCAAAGCUUUCAGUCAGUGUUCAAACCUUACCGAUCAUCAGAGAAUUCAUACUGGAGAGAAGCCUUAUAAAUGUAGAGAAUGUGGCAAAAGCUUUAUGCGGAACUCGAAUCUUACUCAGCAUCAAAGGAUUCAUUCUGGAGAGAAGCCCUAUACAUGUGGAGAAUGUGGGAAAGCCUUUACCCAAGGCUCACAGCUUACUAAACAUCAGAAAAUUCACUCUGGAGAGAAGCCCUAUAAAUGCGGAGAAUGUGGCAAAGCCUUUACCCACGGGUCACUUCUUACUCAACAUCAGAAUAUUCAUUCUGGAGAGAAACCUUAUACAUGUAGAGAAUGUGGCAAAGCUUUUAGAUGGUACUCAGCUCUUUCUAAACAUCAGAGAACUCAUAUAGAACAGAAACCCUUAUAA